This is a messenger RNA of Plasmodium vinckei vinckei, 321 nucleotides long. Its product is annotated as conserved Plasmodium protein, unknown function. NCBI's taxonomy places the organism in Eukaryota, Apicomplexa, Aconoidasida, Haemosporida, Plasmodiidae. The coding region runs from base 1 to 321 and encodes 106 amino acids. The record is from RefSeq and is a predicted model, not a curated record. The transcript is spliced from 2 exons.
AUGGAUCGUGUUAAGACCAGAUUUUGUAACUAUUACAAAGGGAUAGUAAAUAAAAACAACCUUUUUCAAAUAAAGAAUAAUACUAACCAUAUGAAUAGACGAUACAUAAAUAUUAGCCCUAUAAAUUUUACCAAAAAUAACAUAAGCAAUAAUGAAACACCAAAUACAAAUAAUUUACCUAAAGCAAUUAGAGUACCCAUCAUGCGUUUCUUUUACGGGAUUAUAGCUGUUAUGGCAAUUGUUCCUAUUUGUCAGUCUCUCUAUGAAACUGAUAAAUAUUAUAAAGAAAACAAGCAUUUAUAUGAAAAGGGAGCUACAUAG